AAUGAGCAAAGCAAACACCAGAAACCGCGGGGAGCCCUGUCCUUGGCUGGAGCCAUCGUGUCCCUGAGUGACGAAGCUCCCCACAUGUUAGUCGUGUACUCUGCCAACGGAGAGAUGUAUAAACUGAGAGCUGCCGACGCAAAAGAGAAGCAGUUUUGGGUGACUCAGCUCCGAGCUUGUGCCAAGUACCACAUGGAAACGCAUUCUAAGAGUGCUCCAAGCUCCCGAAGCCGAAGUCUCACUUUGCUCCCCCAUGGAACACCCAAUUCUGCAUCUCCAUGUAGCCCAAGACACCUCAUUGCGGGGGCCCCCGGUGUUGUCACAGUCACGCAUCACAAGUCGCCUGCAGCCGCCCGAAGAGCCAAGAGUCAGUAUCCUGGACAGCUUCACGAAGUCAGAGAGAUGAUGAGCCAGGUAGAAGGACAGCAGAAGAACCUCGUGCAUGCCAUCGAGUCCCUCCCGGGUUCUGGCCCCCUCACUGCCUUGGACCAGGAUCUGCUGCUCCUGAAAGCUACCUCUGCUGCGACCCUCAGCUGCCUUGGCGAGUGCCUCAGCUUGUUACAGCAGAGUGUACAGCAGUUGGGCCAGCACAGCCACAAGCCAGGGGCCUCAGAAAACAUCCUGGGAUGGCACGGGCCCAAGUCACAUUCCACAGAGCAGCUGAAAAAUGGGACCCUUGGCUCUUUGCCAUCAGCCAGUGCCAACAUAACCUGGGCAAUUUUACCAGACUCCACUGAAGACCAUCAGUCCUUACAGCCAGAGCCGGAGCCAAACUCAGGCCCUGAACUGGUUUUGUCCGAAGAUGAAAAAAGCGACACUGAAGAUAAGGAAGAGACAGAACUGGGUGUCAUGGAGGAUCAGCGAAGUAUAAUUCUUCAUCUCAUUUCACAACUCAAACUUGGAAUGGAUUUGACCAAGGUGGUGCUUCCCACAUUUAUUCUGGAGAAGCGGUCCUUGCUGGAGAUGUACGCAGAUUUUAUGGCACAUCCAGACCUGCUGCUGGCUGUAAGUGCUGGAGCCACGCCCGAGGAGAGAGUCAUUUGCUUCGUGGAGUAUUAUCUCACAGCCUUCCAUGAGGGCCGCAAGGGGGCCUUGGCCAAGAAGCCCUAUAACCCCAUCAUCGGUGAGACAUUUCACUGCUCCUGGGAAAUCCCCAAGGACAAGGUCAAGCCAAGGAGGACUGCUCCCCCCUCUCUGGCUGGCUGUCAUGACAGCGCAGUGGCCGAUGACCCUUCAAAAAGCUACAAACUGAGGUUUGUGGCCGAACAAGUGUCCCACCACCCACCCAUCUCCUGCUUCUACUGUGAGUGCAAGGAGAAGAGGCUAUGCGUCAAUACUCACGUGUGGACCAAAAGCAAGUUCAUGGGCAUGUCCGUGGGGGUCUCCAUGAUAGGGGAAGGUGUGCUGAGGCUCCUGGACCUUGGGGAGGAGUACGUGUUCACCCUGCCCAGUGCCUACGCACGUUCCAUUCUCACCAUCCCGUGGGUGGAGCUCGGAGGAAAAGUCAGCAUCAACUGCGCCAAGACUGGGUACUCGGCGACGGUGAUUUUCCACACGAAGCCUUUCUAUGGAGGGAAGGUCCACAGGGUCACAGCAGAAGUGAAGCACAAUCCAACCAACACCAUUGUCUGUAAAGCCCACGGGGAAUGGAAUGGUACCUUAGAGUUUACCUACAGCAACGGAGAGACCAAAGUCAUCGACACGACCACAUUGCCCGUGUACCCUAAGAAGAUCAGACCUCUUGAGAAGCAGGGACCCAUGGAGUCCAGGAACCUCUGGCGGGAGGUGACCCACUACCUGCGUUUGGGGGACAUCGAUGCAGCCACCGAGCAGAAGCGGCGCCUGGAGGAGAAGCAGCGGGUGGAGGAACGGAAGCGGGAGAACCUCUGCACGCCAUGGCAGCCCAGAUACUUUGUCCAGGAGGGUGAUGGCUGGGUCUAUAUCAAUCCCCUCUGGAAGGCCCACUGAUGUGGAGAUGCAGAGCUUCCCGAAGCAGCCCUGUGUUUGUAGGAAUUAAAGUGGUACAGUAUCAAGUCUCUGCUGAUAUUCACUGAAGCCUCUUGCUGUCAUCCAAGAAAUGGUAACCAAGAGGGGAAUUAUAUACUGUGAAAUACGCACCCCCAAAACUCUGCCACGGGAUCGAACUUAUUCAGGAGCCAUUUCGGGCAUGUGUGUGGGCUUCUAGCACACUGUAUAUGUUCACACGCACGCACUAUUUACACGUCUGCUGGGUAUUUUAUAUGUGUAAAUACUGUGCCCCCAAGGUCUAAGAGGGUAACUAUGUGCUCCUUUUUACCAGUGAGGUUUUCUACUUUUCACUCACAAAGACAAAGCUAUUCUCACCCAGUCAACUCCUGGCAAAAGAAAGGUGAGUUGGCAUGGCUGACAUUUCAGAAUUGUUGAUUCUCACUUCCUCCCCACCCCACCUCAACAUUUUGUCUGUCUUCACCUGAGAAAGAUAAACUGCUGCUAUUUCUUGCUGGAUCGGGGGUGAGCAGAAACUUGAAGGUUUAGGCCAGAGUCUUCCAGGCUGGAAUGGAACAGCUCUGGGAGAACCUACAGCCAGGUGCCACCCUGGAAUUUUCUUCCCCGUCUACUUGCCCUGGAACCUUUCUGACAAUUUCUCUCACUCUCAAAGCACGAGUCACGCACCUUUCAGAGCUGCUGCUUUGUUAGCAGAGAAUAAAUCAUAUGGCGCCUUCAUUACUUUUGUGUUUUUAAAAAAGGGCUUUAGAAGUUGAAUAUACACACACGUAUGUACCUGCAAACACGCACCACAGCCGCAAUCUUGUAUUUAGUUUGGGGAAAGAGAAAAUUUCCUGUGGAUUUUUUCUUUUAAAUGCACCUCUCUGGUUUGACCCAAACUCUGCAAGAAAACCACUGUGAUUAAGAUACACAUAAGCCUGUGUAAGUGUCCCAUGGGUUCAGUUCCCAUUCUCAGCCUUUACAAAUGAGGUCAAAGAAAUGACUAAAAUACAAGGAAAAAUGGAAGUAUUUGAUUUUUGCUCAAUGCUUAAUUUAUUUUUUACUGUACCAUUCCAAUGAUAUUUAUAAAAUUCAGUAGCAUGAAUGCCUCUCCGUAGUAAUAACUGAUUUUGUGCCUUUUGUCUGCUUUCUUAAGACCAAUUGUUCACACUUUGUAGAUAUUAGACAAAUAUAUUUCGAUUAAAUACUUAUCUGUGUGUCUAUGUUUUUUCAGGAAUUCUUAAAAAUCCACCAAAUAUCCAUGAAGUGUAUUUUCUGUCAAGUUAAUAAGAAUA
Molecule: messenger RNA, 3260 nt
Organism: Loxodonta africana (African savanna elephant)
Lineage: Eukaryota; Metazoa; Chordata; Mammalia; Proboscidea; Elephantidae
Gene: OSBPL10
Product: oxysterol binding protein like 10
Exons: 11
Coding region: 85-1968 (627 amino acids)
Cellular component (GO): membrane; intracellular membrane-bounded organelle; cytosol
Molecular function (GO): cholesterol binding
Source: RefSeq, a predicted model, not a curated record